Molecule: messenger RNA, 1686 nt
Organism: Aspergillus caelatus
Lineage: Eukaryota; Fungi; Ascomycota; Eurotiomycetes; Eurotiales; Aspergillaceae
Product: putative glutaryl-CoA dehydrogenase
Exons: 8
Coding region: 1-1686 (561 amino acids)
Biological process (GO): fatty-acyl-CoA biosynthetic process; fatty acid beta-oxidation using acyl-CoA dehydrogenase
Cellular component (GO): mitochondrial inner membrane
Molecular function (GO): glutaryl-CoA dehydrogenase activity; flavin adenine dinucleotide binding; fatty-acyl-CoA binding
Source: RefSeq, a predicted model, not a curated record
AUGAAUCGAUCAUUGCUCCGUGUGGCUUCACGUCACCUCCAGUCGGCAAGCCACGUGCACAAGGCGCCCGCAGCUUCACUCAAUGCGCCGGUGCGCAGUUUCGCGACCGCCUUCAACUGGGAAGAUCCUUUGGCUGCAUCGGAGCUGUAUACCGAGGAGGAAUUGGCGAUUCAAGACACGGCGCGACAGUAUUGCCAAGAGCGCUUGUUACCCCGGGUUCUCGAUGCUUAUCGAACCGAGAACUAUGAUCGCAAAAUACUGGAAGAAAUGGGCGAACUGGGUCUUCUCGGCGCCAGCAUUGAGGGUUAUGGUUGUGCGGGUGCCAGCACUGUUGCAUCGGGUCUGAUCACGAAGGAGGUUGAACGAGUGGAUUCCGGAUACCGAUCAGGAAUGUCUGUGCAGAGCUCGCUGGCGAUGACAGCCAUCUAUGAGUUUGGAUCCCAGGAGUUAAAGGAUAGAUUCCUGCCAGAACUAGCCAAGGGAAAGAUUGCCGGUUGUUUUGGUCUUACGGAACCUAACCAUGGCUCAGACCCUGGCUCUAUGGAAACAGUUGCGCGAGAGCAUCCUACUAAGAAGGGCUAUUAUUCGCUCUCUGGCACGAAGACUUGGAUUACUAACUCCCCCAUCUCCGACAUAAUGAUAGUAUGGGCCAAGCUGGAGAGCACAGGUAAGAUCCGCGGGUUUGUGGUGGAACGUGACCAAUGCCCCCCAGGAACCUUGGAGACUCCGGCCAUCAAGAAUAAGACCGCCUUACGGGCGUCUAUCACCGGUAUGAUUCAAAUGGAUGACUGCCCGGUACCAAAGGAGAAUAUGUUCCCCGAUGUUGAAGGCCUCACUGGACCUUUCACCUGCCUUAACAGUGCUCGACUAGGAAUCGCCUUUGGUGCCAUGGGGGCUCUUGAAGACUGCCUAAGCCGUGCCCGGACCUACGCCUUAGAGCGGAAGCAGUUCAAGGGCAACCCUCUGGCGAAGUAUCAGCUAAUCCAGAAGAAGUUGGCGGAUGCUGCCACGGAUGCUGCUUAUGGAACGCUAGCAGCGACCCAGGUUGCUAGGCUCAAGGACCAAGGCAAAUCUACCCCUGAAAUGAUCUCCAUGAUUAAAAGACAGAACUGUGACCGGGCCCUGGCCAACUCCCGGAUACUUCAAGAAGUCUUCGGCGGGAAUGCAACCAGCGACGAAUACCAUAUCGCCCGGCAUGUAGCCAACCUAUUUGUGGUGCAAACGUACGAGGGACAGAGCGACAUUCACACGUUGAUUCUAGGGCGUGCUAUCACUGGAGUCCAGGCUGAUCCUCCCUCUUCCUGCUCCGCUGGACCUGCAGGUGAAGACCUGUUUCACUGGCAAGCUACUAUUAUGGGUCCUGGUGACUCUCCAUAUGCGGGAGGCGUUUUCUUCCUAACAAUCCACUUCCCUACCGACUACCCAUUCAAGCCGCCUAAGGUCAACUUCACCACCCGUAUCUACCACCCCAACAUCAACUCAAAUGGCAGUAUCUGUCUCGACAUUCUUAGAGAUCAAUGGAGCCCUGCUCUCACAAUCUCUAAAGUGCUGCUGUCCAUCUGUUCGAUGCUUACAGACCCCAACCCAGACGACCCGUUGGUGCCUGAAAUUGCGCAUGUGUACAAGACUGACCGCGCUCGGUAUGAAGCGACCGCCCGCGAAUGGACCCGGAAAUAUGCUAUCUGA